CCGGGGGCUGAGGCCAGCAGCGCGCAUGCCCAGUCAGCGCUUUCUAGAACCUUCUGAGGGGUGGCUGCAGCAGCGGGUUGAACGGCUCGCUUAGGCGCCUGGUGACCCUGUGGCCUGCACUGAUCCCACCGGAGGAGCAAAUUGAGGGGAAAGAAGAGAAAAAUGAAGACAAGACAUUUUGAAAUGAUCACCAUGUUACUGGCAGCUGUGAUUCUAAUGGACGUCUUCCAGGUAAAAGCUGAAGUGUUAGACAUGGCAGAUAAUGCAUUUGAUGACGAAUACCUGAAAUGUUCUGAUAGGAUGGAAAUAAAAUAUAUUCCCCAACUACUUGAGGAGGAAAAAGCAAGUCAGCAGGUCUUGAAAGAUGUAUGGGCAAAUGCACAAACCAAGUGGGAAGCCCGGAAGACUCAACUCUCUCUCCCGAUGAAUUUUAAGGAUAACCAUGGAAUAGCCCUGAUGGCAUAUAUUUCUGAAGCUCAAAAGCAAACUGACUUUUACCAUCAGUUCAACGAAGCUGUGAAGGUGGCUGGCCAAUCUCGAAAAGAUUAUAUCUAUGACUUCCAGUUCAAAGCUUUUCAUUUUUACCUGACUAAAGCCCUGCAGUUGCUGAGAAAACCUUGUGAGGACAGUUACAAAAAUGUGGUAUAUUUCACAAGUCAGAUUUCAUUUACCUUUGGAGGGCUAAACCAAGCUAGAUUUGGCCAUUUCACGUUGGCAUACUUAACCAAACCUCAAGCUGUUGAUGACCAAAACAUCCUCUUAACCAUCUAUACGUGCUUUGGAGUUCCUGUUGAAAAAUUUGCUGAUGGUGAAAGUGAAAAAGUUACUUUAAUACCUCUCAAUGAGGUUUUUCAUGUGUCACAGGAUGGGACUAGCAAUAACCUUAACCUUCAAAGUACAAACAAGACCUGCAGCCAUUAUGAGUGUGCAUUUGUAGGUGGACUAAAAACUGAAAAUUGUGCUGACAACAUGGAAUAUCUACAGUCCAUUUAUGCAUACAACCCUGGUGAGAGAAACAAGAAGCUUGAAGAUCCUGAAAUGAGAAACCAGGAACCCACUAUUUCUCCUGGUAUGGAGGGUCGGGAGCCCACCCAAAUACCUGUUGACAACUGGAGAGAAGUUCCUUCACUGGGAUCUUCUAAGAGGAUAGCAUCUGGACAUAUGGUAUAUCACACUCUUCUCUAGAUCCAGAGUAACUACAAUGUUCUUCAAGUUCUAACCAUGAUAUUGCAAAGGAGAUGAACAAAGAACAGUAAGGGAAAACACAAGAUAAAACUCAGACUGGAUUUGGCAUAUUGUACCAAAGCACAGGACUCUAGGGAAGGAGAGAAGGGACACUGGGAUCCUGUUGUCUCCUAGAAAACAAUCAAAUGGAGAUGAAAGGUUGGGUCUGUGUGUUAAAGACUAUACUAUAAACCACCAACCCCCAAUUUAG
Messenger RNA from Erinaceus europaeus (western European hedgehog), 1435 nucleotides. RefSeq names its product ADP-ribosyltransferase 3 (inactive) (gene ART3). Lineage: Eukaryota; Metazoa; Chordata; Mammalia; Eulipotyphla; Erinaceidae. The record is from RefSeq and is a predicted model, not a curated record. Bases 163 to 1185 code for a protein of 340 amino acids. The transcript has 10 exons. Gene Ontology annotation, molecular function: NAD+ poly-ADP-ribosyltransferase activity; NAD+-protein-arginine ADP-ribosyltransferase activity.